UGAGGCAAGAAAAUCGCCUAAGCCCAAGAUCUGGAGGUUGCUGUAAGCUGUGACACCACGGCACUCUACCAAGGGUGACAAAGUGAGACUCUGUCUCAAAAAAAAGAAAGAAAGAAAGAAAAAAGGGAGCAGGUAGAAACAGGGUGUGACAUUUCUCCAUUUUCUCCAUAGUGGUAGCUGGCAUCCCUUGGUUCCCUUUUGGUGGAAGUGACUCCUCUUAUUUGGAGAGGCCACAAAGUAACCACAAAGUGGUUAAGAGCAUAGACUCAACCCAGGCUUCCUCAGUCCAUAUCCACAUCUCCCACAGAAUGGCUGUGUGACCUUGGGCAGGUUAUGUAUCUUCCCUAUAUCUCUGUCCUCCUGGGGUUGUGAUGCGGAGCAAAUGAGUUAACAUUUGUGAAGUGUUAACAGUGUUAACAAGAACAGUGUUUGGCACAAAGUAAGAGUUAAAUAAGUAUUUGAGGCUCAGUGCCAUAGCACAGUGGUUGUGGCACUGGUCACGUACACCAAGGCUGGUGGGUUCGAACCUGGCCUGGGCCAGCUAAACAACAAUGACAGCUGCAAUAAAAAAAUAGCUGGGUGUUGUGGCGGGUGCCUGUAGUCCCAGCUACUUGGGAAGCUGAGGCAAGAGAAUCACUUAAGCCCAAAAAGUUUGAGGUUGCUGUGAGCUGUGACGCUACAGCACUCCACUGAGGGCGACAUAGUGAGACUUUGUCUCAACAAUAAAUAAAUAAAUAUUUAAUAAAUGCAUUCUUUCUGUUGUUGUUUUGAACCCUCCAGCCCUGGUGUAUGGGGCCGGUGCCCUAACCACUGAGCUACGGGCACCAAGCCAAUAAAUGCAUUCUUUUACUGCUGCUUGUAUCAGUACAUUUUUGCCUAUCUCUCUGAAGUCAUUAGGGGAUAGGGUGAGGAUAUUAAUAAUUCUUUGUUACAGAUUGGAAGACUGAGGCACAGUCUACUAUGUAACUGAGGUUACAUAGUAACAGAGCUAGCCUCCGUCUUUACCUCACCUCAGACCGCAGUACCUUGCCAGGAUUCAGGAUUCUAAACCCUAAACUAAAUCUUUCUCAGUAAUUCCAUAGAAAAAGCUUGUUUUGAUGGGGGUGGUGGAGAGACAGAGUCUCACUCUGUCACCCUGGGUAGAGUGCCCUGGUGUCAUCAUAGCUCAUAGCAACCUCAAACUCUUGGACUCAAGUGAUUCUCUUGCCUCAGCCUCCAGAGUAGCUGGGCCUACAGGCACCCGCCACAACACCCAGCUAAUUUUUAGAGAUGGGGUCUCAUUCUUUCUCAGGAUUCCACCCACCUGAGUCUCCCAGAGUGCUAGGAUUACAGGCAGGAGCCACUGUGCCCUGCCCUGGCUAGUUUUUUCUCUUUUUAGCAGAGACAGUGUCUUACUCUUGCUGAGGCUGGUCUCGAACUCCUAAGCUCAAGCAGUCCACCCACUUCAGCCUCCCAGCGUGCUAGGAUUAUAGGCGUGAGCCACAGUGGCCAGAAAAAGCUUUUAAUUCAUGACUCCCUAACCCCCACCAUGCACACUCUCUUUAAUGAUAAAAUAACAACUUUAGGUUAGCUAGAAAUAAAAUCCUCCAUCAUUCAUAUACACACUUAUAGCUAAAGGCUAAUAUCAGACUAGAAAAAUUCCAGGAUACAGCUGACCCAGGCACCUUGUGAAGAGGAAGAAUUACCCUCUGUCACUUUAUCUCCCCCAAAUAUUCUUUUUUUUUUUUUUUUUUUGAGACAGUUUCACUUUGUCAUCCUUGGUAGAGUGCUAUGGCGUCAAAGCUCACAGCAACUUCAAACUCUUGGGCUCAAGUGAUUCUCUUGCCUCAGCCUUUCAAGUAGCUAGAAUUACAGGCACCCAGCAUACCUGGCUAUUUUUAGAGACGGGGCGCAUGAGCUCAGGCAGUCCUCCCUCUUCAGCCUCCUAGGGUGCUAGGAUUACAGGCAUGAGCUACCGCACCCGGCCCAUCCCCCAAAUAUUCUUAGUCUCUCCUCCUCUUAGCUAAGUGGUUCUCAACCUUCCUAAUGCUGCGUCCCUUUAAUACAGUUCUUGUGGAUGGCGGCCCACAGGUUGAGAACCCCUGUCUUAGCUGCUCAUCCCAAUGUUGGCUUUGAGAGCAGCUGCCCUUGAUGAAACUCAGCCCAAGAACCCCACCUCCACAAUUUAGAGCUUGGAGUAACUCUUUUGACUGGCAGAGCCACCAGCCCUGCCUCCACCCCUUCCCUGUCCUGGCAGCUUAUACAAGUUGCUUCCCCUCCCUGGGUCCCUGCUUCCUCCCCUGUAAAAUGGGGAUCAGAUUAUGAUCUGAGUGUGCCCUGCCUUCCUUUAGUGCAGGUGAGAGGAUCAAUGCAAUUGUGAAAGGGACAAUGCUUUGUGACCCUAAAGAGGGAGGCAGCAGAAGAGCAUAAUGACUUCAGUUACUAAGCAUCUAGCUGGACCUUCACCCACCCUGCUAGGGCCCCUUCAGCUAGAAGCUCCGAGAAUUUUCCACCCUCUUGUGAUGUGGAGAAGACAAGAGGUGGGAGGAAUGGCACUUUUGGGCUUGAACUUACUCCACUGUGGCCUGAUAAAGCCUUGGAGUUCAGGGAGAGAAACAGGCAAGGGGUGGGAAUGGGCUAUUGAGAUUUCUGGAGUGCAUUGGAGUUAGCAUUUGAAAAGGGGGUGCUAAUUAGAGCCCCCAAGAUACCUACAUCUAUCUUUAAUCUCCUCUGGUGCUCCAGGGUUCUAUGCACGUCAUGUUUACAUACCCAGGCUCCCAGACACACCCAUGUACACACCCCCACUUAGAAGCCAACAAUUCCUUUCAUUUCUGUGGACUGCCAUGCAGUCACUAGCUCUUUCUCCACACAGAUUUAUGCAUCAAUACAUGUUUACACACCCAAGAACAUACAUUUCCACAGUGACCUCAAGUUCCCUGCCUGAGAACAUCUAGUAAGCAUUUAUGAAGCUUCCAUGGUUUGCAGAGUCCUCUUCCAGGCACAUCAGAAAAGCGUCGGGAUUUCCUGAAAAGUGUUCUGGCUUUAGAAAGAAGUUGAGCUAGGUUUGAAUCCUGGGUCCAUUGUUUUAUAAGUAGUAUGAUCUUGGGAAAGUUAACCAUUCAAAGCCCCUGUGCCCUCACCUUCAAAUGGCAGUAACACUUAUAGCAUUGUCCGGGAUUAAAUGAAAUGUAUAUGUUAUUCUUGAAGCAGAAGACACUCAACAAAUGGUACCUGCUACAAUUACUAAAUUAGUGUGUUUUCAAAGGCAGCUAGGGCUGAAAAAGAUCACACAGGGCAAGCCUUCCUAAUCCAGGCUUUGCAGAGACUCCCUGGGACCAAGAGAAACAAACAAUUCCAGCUUCCCGCACAUCUGAGAGCUUGUGCCUCUUGCCAUGCUGUUGGAGUGUUAGAAACAGGCAGGGAAAAAUCUCGGACUAGUGGGCAGGAGAAAACCUCUAAGUCACCCCGGGGGCUAAGGGACACUUGCUCCCCAAGUUGUAGUCAUUGAUGCUAGGUUUGUUGUUCUCUCUUUUCUCUGGUUUUCUUUCUUCCCUGCGGACCUCCCACCUCAAGGCAGAACUUCACUGUUGUCAGCAGAAGGGUCCCCCAGGGGGCCCGCAGUAAAACAGGGUGGGGCAGUGCUUCUGUUGCUGUUGCUGCUGCCACCACACUUCUCCGCCCUGGGAGAUUCCCCAGGGCCUGGCUCAGCUCUGUCCUCAAGCUCUUCCUGAACCCCUGUAUUUGGGCUGGCUGCCCUUUCCCCUCUUGCCAAGCCCAUCCACAGUGAGCAUCAAGGGCAGUCCUGCAGUGGUUUAGCAGUGGCAGGAGACAGGGCAGAAGGGCAAUAUCCUGGCUGCAGGGGGCCUGAGCUGUCUAAGAGGCCCCACCAUUUCCCCAUCCUUUGCCAAUAGGAAAGCUCCCCGGAGGGUACUGUAUGGCAUUCCCAGCCUGCCCUGCUCCAGAGUUAGAAGCAUGGCACCCUGGGAGUUGUAGUCUUCACACCACUCAGGUGACCCCCUGUGCAGAUAGUUGGGGGAGAACUGAGAAAGCUGGAGGAGAGAACUAUAUAGGGAAAAGGAAUGAGGAUGAGCAGGAGGGGCUGGGGCCAGGCAGGUUAUUCAAACCCAAAAGCCCUGCUUUUUACCUGUCUUCCCACUCUGACCCCAUCCUUGGACCCGUUCUCUGAGGACAGAGGGCAACUCCAAAGCUAAACAUCUUGUUUUGAAGCCAGUUAUGUUGAGGUGAUUAACAGAGUUGAAAACUCCGAGCAAAUGAAAUCAGCUGCUUUUUCUAAUAGGUGUAGAAAGAGGAGAUUCUGAUGAGGUAGCUGGCAUCUGACCCAUCCUCCCCUGGCCUGGAGACCCCUCCUCUUAGUUUUGAGUCCUUAUGCCUAAGACCCCUUCCUAUCUUCCUUCAGGCUCAGCUCCACUACCUACCUAAGAGAAUGAGAGCGAGAGGGAGAGAAAGUGUCUGUGUGUUAUGUAUGAGGGUGGAGUUAGAGACUCACAGACACCUUCCAGGUUAGUGAAACCAGUCUCCCCAGUCCAGGUCUGACCUCUGGGCUGAGUUCCCCAGGCCAGGGUAGGAUCACACUCAGAAGACCAGUGAAGGAGGACCAUGCGGCAAUAGUAGCCAUGCUGCCCUUCCUGCUGGCCACACUGGGCACCACGGCCCUCAACAACAGCAACCCCAAGGACUACUGCUACAGCGCCCGCAUCCGCAGCACUGUCCUGCAGGGCCUGCCUUUUGGGGGCGUCCCCACCGUACUGGCUCUUGACUUCAUGUGCUUCCUCGCAUUGCUGUUCUUAUUCUCUAUCCUCCGGAAGGUGGCCUGGGACUAUGGGCGGCUAGCCUUGGUGACAGAUGCAGACAGGCUUCGGCGGCAGGAGAGGGACCGAGUGGAACAGGAAUAUGUGGCCUCAGCUAUGCACGGGGACAGUCAUGACCGGUAUGAGCGUCUCACCUCUGUCUCCAGCUCCGUUGACUUUGACCAAAGGGACAAUGGUUUCUGUUCCUGGCUGACAGCCAUCUUCAGGAUAAAGGAUGAUGAGAUCCGGGACAAAUGUGGGGGCGAUGCCGUGCACUACCUGUCCUUCCAGCGGCACAUCAUCGGGCUGCUGGUUGUCGUGGGCGUCCUCUCCGUAGGCAUCGUGCUGCCUGUCAACUUCUCAGGGGACCUGCUGGAGAACAAUGCCUACAGCUUUGGGAGAACCACCAUUGCCAACUUGAAAUCAGGGAACAACCUGCUAUGGCUGCACACCUCCUUCGCCUUCCUAUAUCUGCUGCUUACUGUCUAUAGUAUGCGUAGACACACCUCCAAGAUGCGCUACAAGGAGGACGAUCUGGUGAAGCGGACCCUCUUCAUCAAUGGAAUCUCUAAAUAUGCAGAGUCAGAAAAGAUCAAGAAGCAUUUUGAGGAAGCCUACCCCAAUUGCACGGUUCUCGAAGCCCGCCCAUGUUACAACGUGGCUCGCCUUAUGUUCCUCGAUGCAGAGAGGAAGAAGGCCGAACGAGGAAAGCUCUACUUCACAAACCUUCAGACCAAGGAGAACGUGCCCACCAUGAUCAACCCCAAGCCCUGUGGCCACCUCUGCUGCUGCGUCGUGCGAGGCUGUGAGCAGGUGGAGGCCAUUGAGUACUACACAAAGCUGGAGCAGAAGCUGAAGGAAGACUACAAGCGGGAGAAGGAGAAGGUGAACGAGAAGCCUCUUGGCAUGGCCUUUGUCACCUUCCACAAUGAGACCAUCACUGCCAUCAUCCUGAAGGACUUCAAUGUGUGUAAGUGCCAGGGCUGCGCCUGCCGUGGGGAGCCACGCUCCUCCUCCUGCAGUGAGUCCCUGCAUAUCUCCAACUGGACUGUGUCCUACGCCCCUGACCCUCAGAACAUCUACUGGGAGCAUCUUUCCAUCCGAGGCUUUAUCUGGUGGCUGCGCUGCCUGGUCAUCAACGUCGUCCUCUUCAUCCUGCUCUUCUUCCUCACCACCCCAGCCAUCAUCAUUACCACCAUGGACAAGUUCAAUGUCACCAAGCCCGUGGAGUACCUCAACAACCCCAUCAUCACCCAGUUCUUCCCCACCCUGCUGCUGUGGUGCUUCUCAGCCCUGCUCCCCACCAUCGUCUACUACUCAGCCUUCUUUGAAGCCCACUGGACACGCUCUGGGGAGAACAGGACCACCAUGCAUAAGUGCUACACCUUCCUCAUCUUUAUGGUGCUGCUCCUGCCCUCGCUGGGACUGAGCAGCCUGGACCUCUUCUUCCGCUGGCUCUUUGAUAAGAAAUUCUUGGCUGAGGCAGCUAUUCGAUUUGAGUGUGUGUUCCUGCCCGACAACGGCGCCUUCUUCGUGAACUACGUCAUUGCUUCAGCCUUUAUCGGCAAUGCCAUGGAUCUGCUGCGCAUCCCGGGCCUGCUCAUGUACAUGAUCCGGCUCUGCCUGGCACGCUCCGCCGCUGAGAGGCGCAACGUGAAGCGGCAUCAGGCCUACGAGUUCCAGUUUGGCGCAGCCUACGCCUGGAUGAUGUGCGUCUUCACGGUGGUCAUGACCUACAGUAUCACCUGCCCCAUCAUCGUGCCCUUCGGGCUCAUGUACAUGCUGCUGAAGCACCUGGUAGACAGGUAUAAUCUCUACUACGCCUACCUGCCGGCCAAGCUGGACAAAAAGAUCCACUCGGGGGCUGUGAACCAGGUGGUGGCUGCGCCCAUCCUCUGCCUCUUCUGGCUGCUCUUCUUCUCCACCAUGCGUACAGGGUUCCUAGCCCCCACAUCCAUGUUCACAUUCGUGGUCCUUGUCAUCACCAUCGUCAUCUGCCUCUGCCACGUCUGCUUCGGACACUUCAAAUACCUCAGUGCCCACAACUACAAGAUUGAGCACACAGAGACAGAUACCGUGGACCCCAGAAGCAAUGGACGACCCCCGACUGCUACUACUGUUCCCAAAUCUGCGAAAUACAUUGCUCAGGUGCUGCAGGAUUCAGAGGUGGACGGGGAUGGGGAUGGAGCUCCAGGGAGCUCUGGGGAUGAGCCCCCAUCGUCCUCAUCCCAAGAUGAGGAGCUGUUGAUGCCACCCGAUGGCCUCACGGACACAGAUUUCCAGUCUUGCGAGGACAGCCUCAUAGAGAAUGAGAUUCACCAGUAAGGGGAGGGAGGGGCCCUGGAGGCCACGCCCUGCCCUGCCCCCUCACCUCCACGGACACUAAAACGCUAAUUUAUUAGAUCUAAAGCCCCUUCCUCCCCCAUCCCCUGCUUUCAUUAAGGUAUUUAAACUUGGGGGUUUUGCCGCUCUCCCCUAUGAUGGAGGGAGGGAGGGAGGGAGCCCCCCAACCUCAGUGAGGAGAGCCCCGAGCCGGCCCCGGGGCAAAGAGGAGUAUGGAGGGAAUUCCCCCAGAUCCGUGUUCCCCCCAGCUAAUAGUGUGGCCAGGAAAGGGUUAAUGAGAGCCAAAAGGGGUACCUGGUGCCAUGGCUGGAAACCUGGGGGACAGGCGAUCAGGGGAUGCCCCCUCAGUUCUUUCCUCCCCCAUCCAGUUUCUCCUGGGAUCUGGUCUUCCAGGGAAGUGGAGCCUCCAGCCCCUAAGGAUGCAUGAGAGGGGAGGGGGUGCUGAGUGGGAGGAAGAGUCAGGCCCCGCUGGGGGGUGACCCUGGGGGUGGGGUGGGCAAGGCUGACACUGGAAAAUGGGGUUUUGCACUGUUUUUUUUUUUUUUUUCCUUUAAAAUAAAAAUGAAAAGCUCU
This is a messenger RNA of Nycticebus coucang (slow loris), 7703 nucleotides long. RefSeq names its product transmembrane protein 63B (gene TMEM63B). The coding region runs from base 4614 to 7112 and encodes 832 amino acids. The transcript has 24 exons. Lineage: Eukaryota; Metazoa; Chordata; Mammalia; Primates; Lorisidae. The record is from RefSeq and is a predicted model, not a curated record. Gene Ontology annotation, molecular function: calcium-activated cation channel activity. Gene Ontology annotation, cellular component: plasma membrane.